Molecule: messenger RNA, 625 nt
Organism: Glossina fuscipes
Lineage: Eukaryota; Metazoa; Arthropoda; Insecta; Diptera; Glossinidae
Gene: RpS27A
Product: ubiquitin-40S ribosomal protein S27a
Exons: 3
Coding region: 101-571 (156 amino acids)
Biological process (GO): modification-dependent protein catabolic process; translation; protein ubiquitination
Cellular component (GO): nucleus; cytoplasm; ribosome
Molecular function (GO): protein tag activity; structural constituent of ribosome; ubiquitin protein ligase binding
Source: RefSeq, a predicted model, not a curated record
AGUUGGCAGCUCUGUUAUAGUUUCUACGUCCACCGCAACCAACUUCGAGUACUUCCUUUUUUAACCGUGUGGUAAAAAGUAAAGGUCUGCCGGUUGCAAUAUGCAGAUUUUUGUAAAAACCCUAACGGGCAAGACCAUCACUCUUGAGGUCGAACCCUCGGACACUAUCGAAAAUGUAAAAGCCAAGAUUCAGGACAAAGAGGGAAUUCCACCCGACCAGCAACGAUUGAUUUUCGCUGGAAAGCAAUUGGAAGAUGGUCGCACAUUGUCCGAUUAUAAUAUUCAAAAAGAAUCCACAUUACAUCUUGUGUUGCGUUUGCGAGGUGGAGCAAAAAAACGCAAGAAGAAGAAUUACUCCACACCGAAGAAAAUGAAGCACAAAAGGAAGAAGGUCAAGUUAGCUGUCUUGAAAUACUAUAAGGUUGAUGAAAAUGGAAAAAUUCAUCGUUUACGUCGUGAAUGUCCUGGUGAGAAUUGCGGUGCUGGUGUGUUCAUGGCCGCGCAUGAAGACCGGCAUUAUUGCGGAAAAUGCAAUUUAACUUUCGUGUUCACGAAACCAGAAGAUAAAUAAAUAAAUUGUUAUUGGAAAUAACGAAUCUUUCAAUAAAGUAAAACGAAAAAAUUA